CGACGCGAAUUCCGUGUGUUUGUUUACCCAGGCAGUGCGCGUUUGCGAUCCGAAAUGUGGGUUUCUGCUACACAAUAAGCGCCUCAGCGACACUUCAUAAAGUACAGGGUAAAGCCUACAUUUGUUUGCGACAAGACUUAUAGCUUAAGAACCUGAAAGAGCAAAUAUAUAAUUGAUAAUUUCCGGACGUAAAGUGGACAAACUCCACACCGGCCAUCUUUGCUAACUUGGCUAGUUCUCUUUGCUAGCUGGAAAAACUCUCGUGGUCCCCAUUGAAAAGGUAAGCUUCAGAUCUUCUAGCAAAGCCUAGGUCCGUCUGAGACAUGUAUUAACACCACGACUGAGAUCUCAGGCCCAGAGAUUCCCCCAGCUCGCGCUUGGUUCUUGGCGUGUUGUUUCGCCAUGUCGUCGUUUUCUGAGUCUGCGUUGGAGAAGAAGCUGUCUGAGCUGAGUAACUCGCAGCAGAGCGUUCAGACGUUGUCACUUUGGAUCAUUCACCACCGCAAACACUCAGGCGCCAUCGUCCGUGUCUGGCAUAAAGAGCUGAAAAAAGCAAAAAGCAGCCGGAAGCUGACCUUCCUUUACCUCGCCAAUGAUGUCAUUCAGAACAGCAAGAAGAAAGGCCCCGAGUUCACACGGGAUUUUGAAGGCGUCCUCGUCGAUGCCUGCUCGCAUGUAGCAAGAGAAACAGAUGAGAACUGCAGGAAGCACAUGUUGAGGCUGCUGAACAUCUGGCAGGAGCGUAGUCUCUACCGUGCCGAUUUCAUCCAGCAGCUCAAGCUGGCCAUUGAGGACUCCAACAGCCCCAGACACAAAGCUGCAGAUGAGAAGAAGGGGUUAAAAAGAACGUUCCAGAAGGUUCAAGAAGAGGAAGAGGAAGAUGACGACGACGAUUACAGGGCUCAAUAUUCUCCCCACGAGGCGGACAUCACCGGCCCACAGCUGACGGAGGAGCUGGUUAAAGCCCUGCAGGACCUGGAGAACGCCGCGUCCGGUGACGCCGCCGUGCGGCAGAAGAUCGCCUCGCUGCCGCAGGAAGUGCAGGACGUCUCUCUGCUCGAGAAGAUCACAGGUCAGGGCUCAGGAGAUACCAAUCGAGAGAAUAAGGAGGCGGCGGAUAAGCUCUCAAAGACGGUGGAUGAAGCGUGUCUGCUGCUGGCGGAGUACAACGGGAGACUUGCGGCCGAGCUGGAGGACCGCAGACAGCUGGCACGCAUGCUCACCGAAUACAUCACCAGCCAGAAGGAGGCGCUAAGCGAGAGGGAGAAAAAACUCGAGGAGUACAAGCAGAAGCUGGCGCGGGUCACUCAGGUGCGUAAAGAGCUCAAGUCUCACAUCCAGAGCUUGCCGGACCUGUCGCUCCUUCCCAACGUCACCGGAGGCCUGGCACCGCUGCCCUCGGCUGGAGAUCUCUUCUCCACCGAUUGAUCCAUCUUUCUCUCUUCAUCCUCUGGACUCUGAUUCCACCGUCACCAGCCGAUCAGCUGAUUUCAGGCCAAAUCCUGUUCCUCUGGUUAAGUUUUUAGAAAAGAAAAAAAAAUCACCAAUACAGCGAACGUGAACGUGA
Molecule: messenger RNA, 1567 nt
Organism: Silurus meridionalis
Lineage: Eukaryota; Metazoa; Chordata; Actinopteri; Siluriformes; Siluridae
Gene: rprd1b
Product: regulation of nuclear pre-mRNA domain containing 1B
Exons: 8
Coding region: 403-1428 (341 amino acids)
Biological process (GO): mRNA 3'-end processing
Cellular component (GO): RNA polymerase II, holoenzyme
Molecular function (GO): RNA polymerase II complex binding
Source: RefSeq, a predicted model, not a curated record